This is a messenger RNA of Closterium sp. Yama58-4, 927 nucleotides long. The record is from the annotation of a GenBank genome assembly. Lineage: Eukaryota; Viridiplantae; Streptophyta; Zygnematophyceae; Desmidiales; Closteriaceae.
AUGUAUCAUUCUCGCUUAUUUUUUCCACUCCGAACCCGACCGAACCUGCCUCAGGUCGACCAUAUUUUCGCGCGAGUACCCCGAAUCUUUUCGCCGCAAUUCGCUAGUCGCAUUCACGCCACGCGACGAGCGACGAGCGACGAGAUGAGGGGUCACAAGGUAGCGAUCUCGGCGGCAUCGCGUGUCGCAUCCUCUCUGGCGCGCUUCGCGGUUCAGCCCUCCGCCGAUGCCGCUGCCACCGCCGCAUGUGUGCGGCAAUCCGCGCAAAGCGCCGCCUCCCCCGCCUCCGCGUCCGGCUUCCGCCUCUCGUUUGCGCGCGGAGUGCGCACUCGCCCGAAACUGCGCGUCGUGCUCACAGCGGAGGUGGAAGGGCUGGGUUACGCGGGCGAGCAAGUAAACGUCCCAGCUGGCUUUGCGCGCAACAAGCUCAUCCCCCAGAAGGCCGCCCUCCCCGCCAUCCCCAAGUUCCUGCGCCAGGUGCGCGAGGCCAUGGAGGCGCAGGGGGAGACGCAGGGGGAGGCGCGGGGGGAGGCGCGAGUGGAAGCGCGGGGGGAGGCGGAGGGGGAAGCGCGGGGAGUGGGAGGGGAUGCGGGACGAGGGGGCGAGGAGGGCGGUGAAGUGGUUACAAUGGAGGAGAGAGUGAAGGAGGCCGAGGAGAUUGCACGACGACUCGACAGCCUGAGAUUGUCCAUCCGAGCCGUCACACCCAAGAGGUCCUCUGAGCUGCGCCAACCAAUCACGCAGCGCCACAUCAUCAGCGAGGUUCGGCGUCAGUUCGGCAUCCAGCUAUCCGAAGCAAACGUGCCUCUGUCCGCGCCUCUCUCGUCCAUCGGUGAUUACGAAGUGCUGCUGAGGUUCCCUCGCUCUGUUCCGCUGCCGGGAGAGAGAGAGCAGGUUCAGCUGGCUGUGCGUGUGAGGAGAUGUUGA